AUGGCCAACCAGAGUGGGGUCACAGAGUUUUUCCUCCUGGGAUUUCCGGGACUCCCGGAAAAAUACAAUGCCAUCCCUUCCUCCAUUAUGUUCUUGGUUUAUAUCCUGUCAUUGUGCGCCAACAGUACCGUCUUAUGUUUGGUCAUUGUGAAAGAGACUCUACACGUGCCCAUGUACAUACUGGUCGGAUACCUGGCCCUUUCUGACCUGAUCUCGGAUGUGGCUACUUUGCCGAAAAUCAUCGCCCGCUAUUGGUUUCAGGCCGGCUCCAUCUCCUUCUCCGCCUGUUUUUUCCAAAUGUUUCUUUUCCAUUAUCUCAAUUCACUUGACUCCUUGAUUAUCAUGCUGAUGGCUUUCGAUCGCUUUGUUGCCAUUUGCAAACCACUUCAGUAUCAAACCAUCGUCACCACCAAGCUUGUCUUUUCUCUCUCUUUCAUUGUUACACUUCUGGCCGCUUCCGUCGGCAUUUACUGCGUAAGGUGUGGACUGGUUCUUAGUUACUGCGGCCCCAACAAAAUCAGGAACAUUUUCUGCGCUGUGACCUCGGUGUCAGUGUUAUCCUGCAUGGACUCCCUUCCCAUCAGGGAGGAGAUGUCCUUUUUAGCUAUCGGCAUACACAUGGUUCCGUUGGGAUUUAUCGCUUUCUCUUAUGCCAUCGUAAUCUCCAAGCUCUGCACGGCGGUCCGAUCGGAAGGCUGGAGGAAGGCGUUUUACACUUGUACCACGCACUGGUUCGUCAUCACGUUGCACUUCAUCCCGCGUGUGGUGGUCUAUUCCUACAACCGCGCUCAGUUGAUUCCGAACGCCGACGUGAACAUCUUGCUCAUUUGCCUGUACACCUACAUCCCCCAUGUGUCCAGCCCGAUCAUAUUUUGUCUUCGAACUGAGGAGAUAAAAAGGGUCAUGGGAAAGGUCAUAGGAAAUUUUAGAAAUGUUAUUAUGACACCCGGAGUAUAUAAAUAA
Messenger RNA from Nanorana parkeri, 963 nucleotides. Its product is annotated as olfactory receptor 6B1-like. Gene Ontology annotation, molecular function: olfactory receptor activity; G protein-coupled receptor activity. Gene Ontology annotation, cellular component: membrane. The transcript has a single exon. The record is from RefSeq and is a predicted model, not a curated record. NCBI's taxonomy places the organism in Eukaryota, Metazoa, Chordata, Amphibia, Anura, Dicroglossidae. Gene Ontology annotation, biological process: G protein-coupled receptor signaling pathway. The coding region runs from base 1 to 963 and encodes 320 amino acids.